Seminavis robusta is the source of this 615-nucleotide messenger RNA. Lineage: Eukaryota; Bacillariophyta; Bacillariophyceae; Naviculales; Naviculaceae. The record is from the annotation of a GenBank genome assembly.
AUGAUGAUGAUGAUGAGGUUUAGACAGAUCAUGGCAGGACAACUUGAAAACCGCCCACUGCCAGCCAGUCAGCGUUCCGGUGGCAAUGGUCCGAACCAACCUGGCACCGGUACAGGUACUGGAUCUGCUGCUGGUACUACUGCUGGACAAGAGACUGCACCCGGUCUCCCACCAUUGCCUGGCGCCUGUCUCGAGAAUGGACAGCCUUGUAGUGAGUUUGAUGAAUGUUGUGGCAGAGCCUGCUUUGCUCCUGCCGUGGCUUUGGAAACCAACAACCCGGCGACAGUUGCGAAAGAGUUUGUAAUCCAUCGGAAUGUUGUUGCCAUGGCUUUUGUUUUGUCAAAUUAUUUGGCCUUGGCUCUUUUUGCGACGAGCUCCUUUGGCCUCCCAACCGCAAAACAUGUCCUGAAGGCGUCUAUCCAAACAGCGGUCUUCCUCGAGGUGGCCUCACUGGGGACUCGUGUCUAUCAGACGGUGACUGCUGCAACAGCCAUUGCCUCGACGAUCUAUGUGUGGAUUGUAUCCCCCGUUUUCGGGGCUGUCGGACUAGCGAAGAUUGCUGUGGUGAGCUUCGAUGUCUGGGUGGUGAAUGUGAUUUUUUGGGCUCAUCGAUGA